Lachnellula hyalina is the source of this 2412-nucleotide messenger RNA. It is a transcript of the gene mcp2, whose product is annotated as Meiotic coiled-coil protein. The record is from RefSeq and is a predicted model, not a curated record. Gene Ontology annotation, biological process: post-transcriptional regulation of gene expression. Gene Ontology annotation, molecular function: mRNA 3'-UTR binding. Gene Ontology annotation, cellular component: cytoplasm. Bases 1 to 2412 code for a protein of 803 amino acids. Lineage: Eukaryota; Fungi; Ascomycota; Leotiomycetes; Helotiales; Lachnaceae. The transcript has 5 exons.
AUGUCUGCUUCUGCGUCGACUGGCUCCCCAACGCUGCGUCGGGCGACAGCUAGAAGCUCGUCCCAGGAAAACCCGACGACUUUGGAGGAUAAGAUGUCAGCUCGUACUGACCUUGCUUCUUCUCUCAAGAAGUCUGCAACUGCCCUUUCCUCCAGCAAGCUUGGCAAUCAGGCUGCACCAAAGAAGAUGAAGACUAGCCACGAGUCCAGCCCUUCUACGGAACUCAACCCCAUGGACAAGCUGCUCGCAAAGCUCUCGGAGCAGUCGGCUGCCAUCAAUAAGCAACACGAAGCUCUCAAGUACUCGGAGGAUAACCUUGCCUACUCUCGCACCAUGGAUUUUGUCUCUGCCAGCAGCUCUCUGCCACCCACGCCAGCCACCGAUACCAAGAACACUAGUACCGCCCCGAGCACUGGCCCAGCAAGUGUCAUUGGCGAGGAAACUACAAAUGUGGGCGAUGAUGAAGUCCUCCGUCUGAAGCUCGAGCUCGAGGCCGCCAAAAACAAACUCGCUCGCAUGGAUCAAGAGCUUGCUCAAAGCCGCAUCAGGAAGCAUACCAUAGAUCAAGCGAUGGGUUCUAUCUCGGAAGCUGAUUACCCAUUGACCGUCGUUGAUAAUGGCCUCAAUCCCAACCUGCCACAGCACACCGUUCGCCCCCACAUCCAGCGUGAUAAUUCUUGGGCAGCUCAGGAGGAUUCUCGCUCUGAUACUAGUGAUGCACUCUCUGCUAAUGAGUUCAAUCGGUCUCGUUCAAUCUGGGGCAAUGGCGGGAGACCUCCAUUCAACGGCCAGGGCUCUGUUCCUGCAUACCCACCCCCGGACGCACUUGCCCCAACUCAGUGGAUGAAUCGCGGUUUUGCCCAACCCUUCGACACACCAAUGCCAUUUUCUGGUCCACCUCAGGCUAUGAACUCUUUCCGGGGAGACCGUAUGAUGCCCGACCCAGAUCUUCUGACGGCUCCUCCCGCUAGUCGUCGUAAUAAUCAAAUGGGUGGUCGCUUUGCCCGUGGCUCCUUCCCCUACGCAAGCAGCAACUCUUCCUACGAUGGUUACACUUCUGCUACGACCCAAUACGGCUCUGUUGGGGGUAUGGGCGGCGGCGUUGCCCCUAUGGGCGGACAAAUGGGCAUGGAUGCAGGCAUGAACGGGGGUGGUAGCGUAUACGGUGGCUAUCAACCUCAACCAAUCGGCACCCCACUGUCCCCUCAUGCUCCCGAGUUCACGUCCGGUCAUUCAGGAUAUGCGCCCAAUACCGAAGGCCAGACCUAUCUGCCAACCACCGAACCUCUCAACUACCGCCGUCUUCUUGAUCGUACUGUCAACUGCAAUUGGAAGUACAUUGUCGACAAAAUCGUCUGCAACAACGAUCAGCAGGCUUCAAUUUUCCUUCAGCAGAAGCUUAAGGUUGGCACAACAGAACAGAAGUUUGAUAUUGUCGAAGCAAUUGUCGCUCAAGCAUAUCCUUUGAUGGUGAACCGGUUUGGAAACUUCUUGGUUCAGCGUUGCUUUGAACAUGGCACUACUGAACAGGUAAACAAGAUUGCGGAGGCCAUUCGCGGUAAUACCUUGAAUCUCUCCAUGGACGCAUUUGGCUGCCAUGUCGUCCAGAAGGCUUUCGAUUCUGUUCCCGAGGACUACAAGGCCAUCAUGGUUCACGAGCUCCUUCGCCGCAUCCCAGAGACCGUCAUUCACCGUUAUGCUUGCCACGUUUGGCAGAAAUUGUUUGAACUUCGCUGGACCGAGUCUCCGCCUCAGAUCAUGAAGUACGUCAAUGAGUCUCUUCGUGGCAUGUGGCACGAGGUCGCUCUUGGCGAAACUGGUAGCUUGGUUGUCCAGAACAUCUUUGAGAAUUGUCUAGAAGAAGACAAGCGCCCCUGCAUUGAAGAGGUUCUUGCGAGCAUCGACAUCGUUGCCCAUGGUCAAUUUGGCAACUGGUGCAUUCAGCAUAUUUGCGAGCAUGGUGCUCCAGCUGACCGCAGCAGAGCAAUCGACCAUGUCAUCCGUUAUGCUUCCGAGUACAGCAUGGACCAAUUUGCCUCCAAAGUUGUUGAGAAAUGCCUCAAAAUUGGUGGUGUCGACUUCCUCGGCCGCUAUCUUGACCGUGUUUGCGAAGGUCGUCUUGAUCGCCCCCGCAUUCCGUUGAUUGACAUUGCAAGUGAUCAGUACGGAAACUACCUCAUCCAGUACAUUCUCACUCACUCCAAUCCUCAACACCGCGAGAUUGUUGCUCAGCAUAUCCGAAAGCAUAUGGUCUCUCUCCGUGGAUCUAAAUUCGGUUCUCGAGUUGGCAUGCUCUGCACCAACCCCGCCAUCCAGACUCGCCCUGGUCCUGGUGUUGGCCCAUCCAUUGGCGCCCCCGUUCCUCGUAUGGUUCCUCAACAGCCUCCUCGCUAUGGUGGUGCUUAUCGCUAG